This is a messenger RNA of Tuber aestivum (summer truffle), 2351 nucleotides long. The record is from the annotation of a GenBank genome assembly. NCBI's taxonomy places the organism in Eukaryota, Fungi, Ascomycota, Pezizomycetes, Pezizales, Tuberaceae.
GACCUUGGCGGCGGCGAAAACCGUACCUAUGCGGUGGCGGGAAGGUCAAUGCACCCAAUUCGCGAAUCUUCUAAACCGCCUGCUCUCGGGUGGAGCUGUUGUCCACACUCCCUGCAAUCAUUUGCUAGUUUACGCUGUCUUUUUUUCGCAGCGCAGUUUCGAGUUGAAGUCAGACUUCCUUUGCUUUUUUUUCCUCACAUUUUUCCUGGACGCUCUCCGAAGUUCUUGUAGGAGCGUUAUAUACAGCUAGGAACCACCCCAGGCGCUUUAGUAUUAGCAUAUGAACACACUCCUAGUGAAUUGCUAGUCAAUUUUCAUAGGAAAUCUCAACCAACCCGAAUCCCCUCGGCGGUUUAUCCUUCGAGUUACUAUAUGGAGGAGACAGUCGAUCGAUCCCCACACUCUCAAGACGAAAACGCGACUACCGAUACUUCAACAACUAUGGGAAACAUUGUAAUGCAGAGGAGCGCGGAGAGCACGCACGAGGGCUAUAUAGUUCUUUUCGGCAAUGUACAUCCUCUUUAGCAUUGCGAUAUGUAUUUUAAUGAGCUGACAGCCAGAUCAACAGCUGCCAUGGAAAGCUAGGUGGCAAGAUCUUAAGGACCUCGUUCGGAAACACACCUCGGGCAUUGAGAGGGCCGAAAUUUAUCUCACUCCUGAUGGACGAUCUAGGGGGUUUGGGUAUGCGAGGGUUAGAGGGAAGGAAGAAGCAAUGAAAGUAGUAGGUUAGUGAUCCCCUCUGUUGCACCACGAGGCGAGCCUGAAGCUACUGAUCGCUAACGCGGAGGUACCGAAAAUACAGCCAACUUAGACGGAUAUGAGUGGGAAGCUAGGGCACUCAUGGUGAAAUUGGGUAAUGAGCACGACAUAUGUCCAACGGGUGCGGGUUUAAACAGUCCGGGUGCUCUACCAGUCGCAAGUCCUCCAGUGGUGCCAGCAAUACCAUGGCCAGUCGCAAACAGGCCGAUACCAGGACCAGCAUUCGUGAUGGAACCAGAACUCCCGCCGGAAUACCUAGAUCAGACGUUGGCGGAAUCCAUGCUUCCUCCAGGUAUAUCUCCUGCCGAGGCCGCCUUCUACUACCAGGGUAUCGCGGCGCGGGCAUAUCUUCACUAUGAAGCACGCUGUGUGAACCACGGGAUUCAAGCGGAACACCACCGGAUCCAGGUUGACAUUGCACGUACGUGGGGUGGAGAUCAUUGCCCGCUGGUGAUCGAACACCAGCGGGCAGAACAAGCACAUAAUGAGGGUAGGGUCGGGGCCCAGAACCAGGCUUUCGUUGCUUAUCUUUCGUCUAAGGGGCAUAGUGAUGCUUCCUAUAAACGAAAAAAAAGCAACGACAGACAAGCGCCAGCCUUCCCGCUAUUCCAGCCACCAGUGUAUGGACCUCCACCCGGAGUAUUGAUGCCGGCAUCUGGUUUCGGGUAUCACCCACCGAUUCCAGGGAACGAACAGUUCAUGGUAGCAGUAAACCCGUAUUAUUCUACUAUCGAGCCCGCUCCCAUUUUUCUCACUCCUGACCGAGGGCUUCCGGUAAAUCUUACCAACGGAGCGCUAAUCACGGAAUCCCGCGGGGUGUUUGUGGGUAACCUGGCCUAUGACACCCAAUGGCAGGAGUUGAAGGGGUUUUUAGACCCAGCGGGCCAUUUGGAGAGGUGUGAUGUGCCGCAGACCGAUGGGAGAGGCCGGGGGUAUGGAACGGCUUUAUUCUCGUCAGCGGAAGGAGCGCAGCGAGCGUGCUAUAUGUUCGAUCAACAAUUCUUUAAAGGUCGUAAGGUAAAGGUGCGACUUGACAAGUAUACGAUACGAAAGCAAAGCAAUCCCGCCUUCAUCCCACCGGUUUCACAAGCAGUCUCGGGGCCACUGGUGGCCAACUUGGCUCCUGCGCCGCACUGAUAGGCGACAUAUGCAAGUUGGUUGUUGAGUUUAGUUAUCGUGGGAAGACGUGCUGGGACAGCUGGCUCUGAUCCUUCGGCGAGGUGGAUAUGCGUGUCCUCGACUUUUUUUUUCUUUUUUCUCUCAAUUCUCUUUGACAAGGUUGAUUUCAUUGAGAGUUCUUGAUCGCCGUUCUAGCAGAUGAAUUUUCUUGGUCCGUUAUUAGCGUCAUUAUUAUUUAUUACUAUUAUUCUUGACUUUUUCUCUUCCUUGAUAGGCCUCGCUAGCUCAAUCGGUAGAGCGUGAGACUCAAUCUCAAGAUUGCGGGUUCGACCCCCGCGUGGGGCUGCAUCUUGUCUCCUUUUGCAUCUACCUCUAUUAUCAGCCCAAGACAUUCCCGAUUUAACCCUACGUGGUUCUGAAUGGAGUGGGGCCGUUUCGAUGUCAUGGAAGCGUAGGCAAAGUUGUGGCAUUCA